CCGGCCCUCAGUUAAAAGCGCAUCAUGAAAGUCAAAGCAAUUCUGAGUGCGCUGCUGGUGGUCGUCCUCGCGACAGGAUAUAGCGAAGCCAACAAAAUCACGAGCUGCCACAGCUGCAACGGCAUCAACUGCCAGCGAACGGAUCAUUCGCAGGUGCAGAAGUGCGUGGACUCGCUGGACUACUGCGUGACCAUCUACGAUAAGUCGCAAGUUCUGUACAAAGGUUGCUCUCUGGAGAUACCCACUAAGCUGCGCCAUCGAUGUGACUCGCCACAUGACGAUUCGUGCUUGAAGUGCAACUCGGAUAAUUGCAACAAUGUGGGUUCCAUGAAGUACGCCUGUGUGCAGUGCGACUCCAGCCAGGACAGCAACUGUGCUGAGAACGCAGCCAGCUUGAAGCCAACAGUUUGCACAGCUCCAACGGCCAUCAACUCCUAUUGCUAUGUGAAGGCCUCAAAUUCGGGCAGCAACAUUCAGCGAGGCUGUUCCACAACUGUGACUGAUCAGCAAAGCUGCCUCAAGGACUCCAACUGUCUGCUCUGCUCGUCCGGCGAUAUUCGUGGCUGCAACAGCUUGAAUAUUACAUUCGAUUCGAAUGCUGGCAAUCGUUUCAUUCGUUUUCUGCGCUAGUUUUAAAGUUGACUGCAUUUCUUUAAGCUUCCAUAUUCCUGUUAAAAAACAAUAAACAUUUGGCAUCAGUAUAUAUACAAAAUAUAAAUAUAUAUCG
Molecule: messenger RNA, 727 nt
Organism: Drosophila hydei
Lineage: Eukaryota; Metazoa; Arthropoda; Insecta; Diptera; Drosophilidae
Exons: 3
Coding region: 25-630 (201 amino acids)
Source: RefSeq, a predicted model, not a curated record